Molecule: messenger RNA, 3723 nt
Organism: Mesocestoides corti
Lineage: Eukaryota; Metazoa; Platyhelminthes; Cestoda; Cyclophyllidea; Mesocestoididae
Source: the annotation of a GenBank genome assembly
AGCGACCAGGAACAGAAAAUAUUGGGUUCCCUCUUUGGUUUAUUUGGUGCCUUCCAUGCCGAAGCGUGUCUCCUCACAACUGUCCCUAUAAACUCAUGGAUUAAUCAACUUGGUGGACUGCUUUUCGAAUUGAUCAAAGAUACAAAUCCAGAGGCUCCAAAGGAAGUAAAUCUAAACAUUGCUGCCAAUUUCCUCAUCUUCAUGGUCAAGUCCGCGGAGGGCGUUGAAGAAAAUGCAAAAGGUCGGUUCAGCCCUUCGAAAUGGCUUGCUCGCGUAGGCAAACCACUUGGUCAAAUGUCUGGUCCUGUUGAGGCGAUUUCUCAAUGUCUUGGGCUAAUACCUAUGGAACAGUUUGAGAUCAGUCCUAAAUCAAUGGUUUCAUCAACCCCACGUACCAGAGGCCGGCGCCAGAGGUCGUUAAGCGUGCGCGCUCCCGCUCUCGAACCUCUUUCACCAACUCGACUCUGUGAAUCUGCUUUUGCUGAUGACGCUCAUCAGCAGCAAAGUGAUCACAGACCUCCACUACUAUGCGGUCUUUUGCGCUCCCUCUGGCUAGUUUUACAGCGACAUGUGCAAUCAGCAGAAGCAGCAUUCCACCUAAUUGAACUCUCUUCCUCGGGACUGCUUGCUCUUGCAAAAUAUCUCACAGCGGAAUCUACUGCCGUUACUGAUGUUGAGGCGCACGCCGCUGUAGUGACUGCGUUUGAGGCAUUUUUCACGCUUGCUUGGCAUCGUCUUCAGAAGUACUUAUUCAAGUCUGAGGAAGCAGAGGACUCCAAGAAUCAGCCAAAUGAAGAGUCAAAGCCGCUAAACUUGCCAGAAAGUGCUAUUUCUCAGAUGAUGGUGUUCCUUGAGGCCGCCGUUUGUUUGGCCUCUAGUCCAGUCUCACCGCUUGAUCCCCACAAUGCUGCGACUAAAUGCAUCGGUCAAUGCGCAUCACCGAAACCUCGGAAGUCGGGUUGCUGUGAGGAUCUGAAUGAAGAGAAUGCAUUACCCCCGACCGCAACCACAAACUCAUCCUCUAGACAAGUGAUUCUCGGUAAAUCCCGUGACACGAUUGAUUUUACAGCAUCCAAAGCUAUUGAUGGUGGUGAUGAGGAAAAUUUGACCCUGGCAGAGUUCCAACGCAGACUCCGAAAAAAAUCCGGUUCUCAUCCCCACCAAGAGGGUGAUGUUCUUUGCGACACUAGCAAUGGUAGCUCACAAAUCUCGCCGUCUCAAAACCCCCCUAACAAAUCAGUUUUCGGCUCAUUUCUGUCUUCGCGUCGCUUUGGCGCAUCGGCAGGCCCGAAGCUGACCAGCCCUCAACCUUCAAACCUGUCUUCAUCCCUACGAAUGCCGUUGGUGGGCCGGCGACGUCUCUCCCUAGAUCCAAGGGAGGUUGGGUUGCCGACGACACCUAUCAAGCGGUCCGUGCCUUCGAGUGAAUUGCGGUCAUUUGAGGUUCCUGCCACCACGACUAGUGAUGACGUUAAGUUGAACAGCGGCGAGGUUCGGCGGCGUCUGUUUUCGGGCGGUGUUGACGAUGCCAACUGCUUGUGUGGAACCCCGGCCGCUAGCACGACAUUGUCGGUAGCUCAGCGCGGUAAGAAGAGAGCGCAGACAAAUGAUCUGGCGAAGACAUCACUACCCAACUUCUCCGAGCUCGAUGAUUCUGCGCAGUUCGUGUUUAUUCCUCCUCCGAACAUUGCUAGCAAGCGUAUGCGACUUACUGAGCAUCAAAAAGAGCGUCGCCUCGAACAAAAGCAAGCCUACAUUCCUUCUAUGUACAAUGACCUGGACGCUAGUCACCAGUCUCUAAGCUCACAGGUUUGUAACAGCGACAGUCGAUCCUCAAUGGAGUCGUCGCAAUCCUUCAUGCAAUACCCCCAGCCGCCAGAAUCCAAGCCCUCUUCUCAAUCACUUACAAUGCCAGCAGCCGUGAAUUAUUCAUCUGCUGUUGAAGCUCCAUUUCCCAUCGCUGCUUCUGUCUACAAUGCUCCACUUCCUUUUGAGGAAACACAGGAAAAGCCUGCCACUGAAACAACUACUGGCCCUGAGACUGGUGAUGACCAGACUGAUUAUGCGUCUGCAAAGGCAGUACCUAGAGAUGAUUUAAACCCAAAACUAUACGAUGCUGAUUUUUAUCCCAAAUUAGAAGUAGUAUCCACUGAUUCGAAGCACUACGAUUCGAAGGAAGCCUUUGAAGAAGCCUCCGUCCCACUGCACACAGAGCCUUCUCAAAACACGGCCCCUCCAUCUUCACCAGUUGCUCUUCUCAACCAUCUGCGGAACAUGGCGGCUGCUCCUUCACCCUCCUCUCCAGGACUCUCUGGUAGUCCCAUGGUCUCUCGCGCGACUCCGGCUCUAUUGAAGAGUCCUCUGUUGGGAGGAGCCAUGGGCAAAAGAGCACAAAAGAUUCUGGAAAUGGGUUUGGCAAAAGCCGCCGAGAGAAGCAAACAACGGCAGUCGCUCCCGGCCUUGGCAAAGAGCUCUACUGCAACAUCCCCCGCCCCAGUGCCGGACGACCAACCCGGUUCGAGACCCGGUAUUCUCCGCAAUCUUACCACCCCGAGACCCCGGACUCGCGUGUCUUUUGCCUCACAGCCGGUUGUUUUUAUCCUCAACUCCCCUUCAAAACCGUCGCCUGAUGAAGGGUCGCAGACCACCAAUCCCACUAAACCUGUUUCGCCGCCGUCGGCAAAUGCUCAUGUUUCUGCCUCCUCUGAGGCGAACAAGGUGAAGUCGGUAGUGGACAAUCAGUCACAAGGUCUGCUUCAGGCGGAAUUUUCCAGUCCCUCGAUUGAGGUGACACCACCUUCUCACAAUGAAUCUGGGGUGUCUCCGCUAAAAUCUGCUGUAAUACAACCAGCCCUUCCUGAAGAGAUUGCAAUGCCGUUCUCGACUACUGCGAACGAUAUUUCUAAAUCAAGUUCUUCGCCACCCUUCCUUCCCAUUGGUUCACGUCGUCGUCGUAAAUCCGCCUCUCCGAGGCGCCGAGAUCCAAUUGAUCGCUCCUCUCGCGAUGCUUUACGCCAUUCUCUGCCCAACGGUAUUGCUGGGAGCUUUGUCCGUCCACUUAAUUGCAGGCAUCCCUUCGCAUCUGUUGAUAAUGACACAAUCGCAGUCCAGGAAAAGGCUACUAUGGCUGAUAAAAACAACGUCGAUCUGGAUUCCACUAACGCAGAAGACCUGGCACAGUCAUCAAUUACAAUGUCCACUAAGGAAUCAAAUGCGGAUAAAUCACAACACUCGACCACCUCGGAAACCACUCUUCUUGAGUCAUCCCAAUCAUUCGAUUUUGUGGCUACCACCCAAGAAGAGGUUGAAGAUUCAGUUCUUAAAUCGAUGUCGACUACGUCAGUUGCGUUUGACCACGUGAAAGCGAAGGCGCAAGAAGUAUCUGAACUCGAAAGUGCUGCUGCUACGGGCCACAAUGACUUUGUCGGGAGCAGUCAGGAACUCAACUCCGUGGAUGAGGUCCUAGUUGCUGACACGGAACCGGAACAGAUUGCUAACCAGCCCAUGUGUGAUUCGAUGGAUACGACGCUGGCAGCGGUGGAUACUCAAGAAAUUUUGUCAAAUAAACACGGAGCCGAAGAAAAAAGUACUCAACCUAAAAUGGUCGAGCUUGCGCGUCAAACCCUCACCACCUUGAAGUCCCAGCUUUCCGCCCUGACGACCGAGCAGAAAAAAGAGUUGUUGUUUGAGACUCUGGCCCUUUUUAAAUCCAUUAUUCCCUAA